AUGAGAGAGUUUGACACGUUAAUAUCUGAGUACCGCCAUGAAAAGAAACGCCCCCGCGAAUCGGAGGCACUCUUCAUCCUGCGCAAGGUCGCGUCCUUAGUCAAACCGAUCAUGCGACAGCGCGCCUGGAGAGUGGGUGCGCUAUGUGAAUUCUUUCCACAGCAGCGAAAUCUGCUGGGAUUGAAUGUCAACCACGGUCAGAAAAUCUGCCUGAGACUACGGUAUCCCUCUGACCAGAAACAAUUUCUACCCAUCGAAGAAGUUGUGGAUACGAUGCUUCAUGAACUUUGUCACAAUGUGAUUGGCCCUCACAACCAGCAAUUUCAUGCGUUGUGGAAUCAACUCCGCGACGAGCAUGAGGAACUCAUCAGAAAAGGCUACACCGGAGAGGGCUUCCUAUCGCAAGGAAAGCGCCUUGGUGGCACAAGAAUUCCAUUGGAUGAAGCUCGACGCCAGGCUCGUGCUGCUGCCGAACAGCGACGAGUACUCGGCAAAAAUUCUGGGAAAAAGCUCGGCGGUGCCCCUGUUCUCCGGGGAACAGAUUUACGCAAACUUCGUGCCGAUGCUGCCCAGAGGCGCUCUGAAGUCACCGCGGGCUGCGCUUCUGGCACAGACAGAGGCACCGAGCUUGCCGAAGAGGCAUCUAGGAAUGGGUUCAGGACUCAGGCCGAAGAGGACGACGCAAACGAGCGGGCUAUUAUGGAGGCUUUCAUUGAACUGAUACAGGAAGAAGAACGAGAAAAGCAUGGAUCUUCAUAUCUUCCACCCAGUCAAGAGCAUCCAGCUGGACCUCGAACCGUAUCUUCACCACCUACUGGAUCCAAUACGCCGCCUAUUACCUCUGAUACCCCAUCUGUGCCACCAAAAGAAGCCUCAACCUCUAAUGAGAGUCAGCAUGUAAACCAAAAAGCCGAUAACAGCUCAUAUGACAAACCUUGGACCUGCCCCAUGUGCACUCUGGAGAAUCCUUCCCGGUUUCUAUGCUGUGAUGUUUGUGCAGCAGAACGGCCGCUUCCGACCAAUACUCAACCAGAAUAUGCGUCUAACCCAGGGUGCACGUCUACACUAGCCAGUGCUCCUAAUCAAACCUCGCGAUCAGUCUCACGAGCCUCAACGAAACGAUCUUUACCUCCUGAUCAAGCGGACGAUGACAAGAAGAACCCCAAAGAUACAUUUGCCUUCAAGAACCGCACCCGUGCGAAAGAUUCUUUAAAAGACCUAGACCAAGGUGUCAACAAAAAACCCCUUGGGUGGGUUUGCACCUCGUGCGGCAGCUUCAUGGAAACGCUGUGGUGGACAUGCUCCUGCUGCGGAACCAUGAAGCCCUCCUCCUAA
Messenger RNA from Penicillium antarcticum, 1335 nucleotides. Its product is annotated as metalloendopeptidase WSS1. Lineage: Eukaryota; Fungi; Ascomycota; Eurotiomycetes; Eurotiales; Aspergillaceae. The record is from RefSeq and is a predicted model, not a curated record. The transcript has 2 exons. The coding region runs from base 1 to 1335 and encodes 444 amino acids.